Klebsormidium nitens is the source of this 1570-nucleotide messenger RNA. The record is from the annotation of a GenBank genome assembly. NCBI's taxonomy places the organism in Eukaryota, Viridiplantae, Streptophyta, Klebsormidiophyceae, Klebsormidiales, Klebsormidiaceae.
CGGUGCGGAAACCGCAGCCUCACUGAGGAUGGAUCAUGGCGCUGCUACAGUGCUAGAUACGCUGCCAAUAUCGCAUACAUGUGCUGUCACAUGGGAAAGUGGAAUGUGAGGGGCGCUAGUAUGCACUGGAGUGGCAGGAAUACCAUACCACCUGGGGAUAAACUUUUGCUUCACCACAAUGCAUCAAGGGUGCUGAAUUCAACCUCGUACAGCUUGAGUGUGCCCUAUGUAUCAUUGGCUUUUGAGGGUUUUGCACACAGAAGCAAGGGGCCAAUAUCAGAAAGUACGAGAAAGAGCAUCUGGCACGCUCAAAGGUUACACAUCUUUUCAGAUUGAAGAUUCUAGCGCCAGGGACAGUCUUUCUUUUUGCUCAGCCAUCCAACGUUGUUCAAACAGCAGUCAAUCUGCAGAAAAGUGCCCAUACUCAAGCAAGCUCUAAUCCCUAUUGUGAAAGUCAUACAGCUCAUUGGCUCUUUCUAAGCCGCUCAGUGCGUUUCAGUGGGUCCCUUGCGCUCUAAAGCUCGUUGAGAAGCUUCUAUAUACCUGCGCUUAAAAAAUCUUUAGUGGUGGGCUGUCGAAAGGCCGCCCGAAAUGCAGGCCCUGCAGGGCUGGUUCUCGGGAGGCGUGUCCGAGGACCGUCCAAAGUCCCUGGUUGCAGAAUGGAACACUUAUGCAACCACCUCGCACUCCGGUGCGGGGCUGGCCGCCAGCUCAGCGGACUUGGAAGCUGGGGAGACAGACUCGUUCCUGCAGAACCCGAUGCUGAAGCAAGCAAAUACAUUCCUGCUGAAAGGGUUCGCUUCAAUCGACAAGGGGGUGCGGGAGCUUCCGGGGAGCAUCCAGACGUCGGCGCAAAAUAUCCCGUCGAGAAAGGCCAUCAUGUACUUCGGCCUCUCGAUGGGCACGGGCGUCUUCUUCCUCUCCAUGGCUUUCACCAUCUUCCUCCCUCUCAUGGUCGUUGCCCCCCAAAAAUUCGCCGUCUGCUUCACCCUCGGCUGCCUCUUUAUUAUUGGGGCCUUCUUCGUACUAAAGGGACCCAAGAAUCAGCUGCAUCACAUGUUGUCGGCCGAGCGGUUGCCCUUUACGUGCAUCUUCCUCGCCAGCAUGGCGGCGACCAUCUACGUAUCCAUGGUCAUGCACAGUUACCUCCUAUCGGUGGUCUUCUCGGGAAUUCAGGUCAUGUCAUUGCUAUACUACGCCGUUUCGUACUUCCCGGGGGGGGCAGCGGGGAUGCGAUUCUUGGGGUCGAUGGCCACUUCCGCGUUCAUGAAGUGCUUAGGCAAAUAGCAUUCGUAGGAACGUUGAUUAACGUUUGCUUUGUACAUAAAGAGGAUUCGUCGAGACGGAUUGACGCUGGUUGACGAGCAAUAGGAGAGUGUCGACUUUACGAUGCAGCUGGCUUGCAAGCGCGUGCACUUGAAUGGCACAGCCUGAUGCGCACAGUUGUCGAGCUUUGACGUGGUAGGUUUUCAGACACUCGAUUCAAAGCAUCAUGUCCAAUGCUGGUCGCGAAUCGCUGCAUCGACUAGCUUGAAGAUGAAGCUUAAAAAAGCGGAUGCCCGAUUGCUGU